This is a messenger RNA of Ruditapes philippinarum (Manila clam), 2991 nucleotides long. RefSeq lists its product as uncharacterized. Gene Ontology annotation, molecular function: nucleic acid binding; zinc ion binding. The record is from RefSeq and is a predicted model, not a curated record. The transcript has 2 exons. Lineage: Eukaryota; Metazoa; Mollusca; Bivalvia; Venerida; Veneridae. The coding region runs from base 1 to 2991 and encodes 996 amino acids. Gene Ontology annotation, biological process: DNA integration.
AUGACUAGUGUAAAUGAGUUGAUGAAGGUAGGUCAGGAGUUAGGGUAUACAGAUGAGGCUUUGAGAAACUUUGUUAAAGAGGAGCAAGCAAGGGAGCGUGAAGAAAGACAUAGUAGGUUAGAAGCUGAGAAGGAACCUGAGAAGGAUAGGUUAGAAUUAGAAGCUAGGUUAGCAAAAGAGAAGUUAGAUUAUGAGUUCCAGAUUUCUAAGGAGAAGUUAGAAAUAGAGAUAGAAAUGGAAAAAGAGAAGUUAAGUAAUGAGGCUAGGGUUGCAAAGGAGAAGUUAGAAAUAGAGAUAGGAAUGGAAAAAGAGAAGUUAAGUAAUGAGGCUAGGGUUGCAAGGGAGAAGUUAGAUUAUGCUCGUCAGUUAGAAAGAGAGAAGGAGGAAGCAGAAGCUAGGAAGUUAGAUACAGAAUAUAAGAUGAAGAUAGAGUUAGAUAUGUUAGGUAAGAAGAGUGUAGGUAAGGUUAAGGUUAAGAUGACUCCAUUUGACGAAAAGAUUGAUUCUAUGGAUGCGUAUUUGAAUGUUUAUGAAACUUAUGCGUCUGCUCAGAAUUGGGAACAUGAAAUGUGGUCACUAAACUUACCGUUUUUGUUAAAAGGUACUGCUAGGGAGGUAUUUGAUAGGCUUCCAUUAGAAGAUAGGACGGAUUAUGAUAAGCUGAAAGAUGCUUUGUUAAGGCAGUUUGAGGUGACUGAUGAUGGGUAUAAGAAGAAGUUUAGGACUGAAAGGCCCCGUGAAAAUGAGACUUUUGUUAUGUUCCUAGCUAGAAUUUCUAGAUACUUAGAUGGGUGGCUAAGAUUGAGUAAGGUGGAGAAGACUUAUGAAAAGUUGUUAGACUUCAUAGUAAGGGAUCAAUUUUUAGAUAUCUGCAAUAGAGAACUAUAUCAGAACCUUAGUAGUAAGAAGUUGUUUUCAGCCCGUGAAGUAGCGGAAGAUGCAGAUUUGUUUGCCAAGACUAGAGGAGGUCCGAAGUAUGUAGUGAAUCAUGGAAUUAAAGAAAGAGUUAAGCCUUAUGCACUGCCGAGUAGACCUGUAGAUAGAAAUCAAGGUAGUAGUUAUCGUAUGCAAAGAGGUAACGAUAGACUGGUAAAUAGAGGUAGAGCAUCUCAGCAGUAUGAAGGUUAUAAAUGCACAUGUUGUGGUCGUUUAGGGCAUACAGCAUUUUUCUGUAGAAAUAAGGCUACAAAUAAAGCUAACGCAGCGGAAGACAUAGAACCGAACUCAAUGAAUCCAAGUAAGAAUGAUAAUAGUUAUCAGGGUAAUAGAAGGCGAGGAGGUUAUAGAGGUAGGAAUAGAGGUAGAGGAAGAAAUAGAGAUGCAGAUUCGAAAAUUUCGAUGCCGAGAUCAGAUAGUGGUAGUAGUUUGAUAGAACUUGGGGAUUUUGAAGACUUGGGUACAGUUACUAUAAAUUCAUGUCCGACAACUAGAGGUAUAUGUAAUGGUAAAGCUAUAGUUGCAAUGAGAGAUACUGGGUGUACAUGUGUCAUAGUACGAAGGAAUUUGGUAAAUGCAAAUCAAUUGUUAGGGAAGUCCAGACGAUGUAAGUACAUUGAUGGUAGUGAGCACAGAUUAGACAUGGCGUUAAUUGAUCUGGAUUGUCCGUAUUACAGGGGUACUGUAGAAGUACUAUGUGUAGAUAAUCCUACAAAUGAUGUAAUUAUCGGUAACAUAGAGGGUGCUGUAGAACCAAAUUUUGGUAAGUUAGCUUCAGCAGUAGAAACAAGAUCGCAGAGUAAAGUUAAAGCUCAUAGAAAACUUAAAGUUCCUUCACAAAUUUUAGACAUCACUAAUGUAGAGUUUGUAGAGAAGCAGCAGGCAGAUGGUACAUUAGAUGGAUGUAGAAAGAAAGCAGAGGAAGGUACUGUUAGAAACUGUAGAGGUAAAGGGCAAGUGAAGUUUCAGGUCAGGAAUAAGAUGUUGUUUAGAGAGUUUACGGCAGGAAAUGGUGACGUAAGUAGGCAGUUAGUAGUUCCUAAGGAUCUUAGGGAGACUGUGUUAAAAGUAGCGCAUGACUCGCUUUUGGCAGGACAUCUUGGUAUUAGGAAGACAAGUGAUAGAGUCUUAGGGGAGUUUUAUUGGCCAGGUGUUCUUGUAGAGGUUAGACGAUAUUGUCAGUCUUGUGAUAUUUGUCAACGUACUAUUUCUAAAGGUAGAAUAAGUAAGGUAACUUUAGGUAAGAUGCCUUUGAUUGAUACUCCUUUUAAGAGAGUUGCCGUUGACAUUGUUGGUCCGAUCGAACCUAUGACUGAUAGGAAGAACCGAUAUAUUUUGACCAUGGUAGACUAUGCUACCAGAUAUCCUGAAGCAAUUGCAUUGCCUAGUAUAGAGACUGUAAGAGUAGCCGAAGCAUUAGUUGACAUGUAUAGUAGAUUAGGUGUUCCAGAGGAAAUGCUUAAAGAUUGUGGAUCACAAUUUACUUCACAAAUUAUGAAUGAGGUUAGUAGGUUGCUGUCUCUUAGACAGUUAACAACUACACCGUAUCAUCCGAUGUGUAAUGGUUUAGUGGAGAAAUUUAAUGGUAGUUUAAAGCAGAUGUUGAAACGGAUGUGUAGUGAAAGACCUACAGAUUGGGAUAAGUAUUUGAAUGCUAUGUUGUUUGCGUAUCGGGAAGUUCCACAAGAGAGUUUAGGAUUCUCGCCAUUUGAAUUGUUAUAUGGACGUAGUAUAAGGGGUCCAAUUACCAUUUUGAGAGAGUUAUGGUCAGGAAAAACAGAGAAUGACGAAGUUAAGACAACUUAUCAGUAUGUAGUUGAUUUGCAAGAAAGACUAGAAAGUACAUGUAAGAUAGCACAGCAUGAGUUAGAGAAGAGCAGUAUUAGGUAUAGAAAGUAUUACAACAGGAAAGCUAGAGAUAGAACUUUUAAGAAGGGAAGUAAAGUACUGGUUCUUAUACCUACAAAACGCAAUAAGUUGUUGUUACAAUGGAAAGGUCCAUUUGUAGUUUCCGAGGUCGUGAACAAAUUAGAUUAUCGGAUAGACAUAGGGUAA